AUGGCUGACAAGCCGCCGUUCCGUAUCGUCAUCGUCGGCGCUGGGCCCGCUGGCCUCUCAGCAGCACUGUCCCUAGUCAAGAAGCAUGACAAAGGAGUCUCAUCACCACUUCAUGUCACCGUCCUUGAGAUGCGCACGGAAGUGCAACGGCUCGGCGGUGCAAUCAACCUCACGCCUUUGGCCCUACGGUACAUCGACUGGCUCGGGGCUGGCGAGCGGUUACGACCGCAGGCUGCGCCAGUGAGUGCCAUCGAACUUGUUGCCCAUCGAACAGGCAAGCUCCUGGGACAGUUAUGGCCAGGAGUCGACGCCAUCCGUGUACAGCGACAGCUGCUUGUCGAGGCUUUGCGAGACGCACUCAGAGAGCUGCCGCAGAGCGAAGACGUCCAGGUCGAUGUCAUUUACGGGGCGAGAGUGCGGGGGAUCGAAGAGUUCGGCGAGGCAGAUGGCGAUGGUGGCGUGAGAAUCACGUUCGAGAAGAAGGCCCCUGAGGAGCGCAGGAAGGGAGCAACAGCUGCCUCAGGGGGGCGAGACGGAGAAACCGAGACGCUCGAGGCCGACAUUGUCGUUGGAUGCGACGGCAUCCACUCUCAGGUUCGCAGCCUCGUCGUCGACCCGGGCCGCGAGAAGACGUACUCGGGCAAGUGCAACGCCUACGGGUACGCGUCCAUCUCGGACAAGGCGGACGCGUCUGGCGACGUGGCCAAGGAGUGGCUCCGAACCGACGGAGAGCCACUCAUCACCGACACGACGCUCGUAACCCAUGGAAACGACGCCCUGCUUCUCACCUACUACGAGCCGUCUCGGACCAAUCUUUACCUGGCGGCGGUGAACCCUGUCGCGGAGAACAAGGACGCCCGCGAAGGGUGGUCCGCCCAGGGGGCAGAUAAGGCGGGCAUCAAGAAGAAGAUGAGCGAGACGUUUGCCGGCGGCGCGUUGCCGUACCUGGGGUCCAUCAUCGACCGUUGCGAUGAGUGGUUCUUCUUCCCCGUCUACAUGCUUCCUCCCGGCGGUGUCUGGGCCAAGGGCCGGGCGCUCUUGCUCGGCGACGCCGCCCACGCUAUGCCCCCACAAGGCGAAGGAACCGGCGUCGCCAUCGAGGACGGCGUCCUCCUGGCGCACGUCCUGACUCGACGUGCCACGCGCACCGUCCCGCAGCUCUUUGCCGACUACGAGGCCCUCCGCAGGGCCGACAUCGAGCAGACGUACCGCGACACCAUGGCCCGUUGGAACGCGCCCGUGCCCAGCGGCUGGAUGAGCGGCUUCGUCAUGGAGUGGAUCACCUGGGGCUUCAUCAAGUUCAUGAACUACAGGCACGACUACUUUGGCCGGGACGUGCGGAAUCGCCAGCUGCCUGAUUGA
Purpureocillium lilacinum is the source of this 1362-nucleotide messenger RNA. RefSeq lists its product as uncharacterized. The record is from RefSeq and is a predicted model, not a curated record. Gene Ontology annotation, molecular function: FAD binding; monooxygenase activity. NCBI's taxonomy places the organism in Eukaryota, Fungi, Ascomycota, Sordariomycetes, Hypocreales, Ophiocordycipitaceae.